UCUUCGAACUCCUUCUCUCCACUCCAGAGAACUUGUCUUUCUCUAAAAAAAGCCGUCUUUUUUCUUGCUUCUUCUCCUUGGCUUCCAAUGGCGACGCUGGAGGACAUCGGUGUCUCGGCCUUCAUCAACAUUGGCUUUACCUUCCUCUUCCUUCUUGGCUUCGCUUUCAUCAGGAUCCAGCCAUGGGCUGAUCGCGUUUACAACACCAAAUGGUACAUCAAGGGCAUGCGCAAGAGCAACAACCGUGGUGGGGUUUUUCAGAGAUUCGUCAAUCUUGAUGCUAGGAGUUAUGUCACCUUCUUGAAUUGGAUGCCAGAGGCCUUGCGGAUGAGCCAAGCUGAUAUCAUCGACCAUGCCGGGCUGGAUUCUGCGGUUUAUCUUAGGAUUUAUAUUCUCGGUAUGAAGAUUUUUGUGCCAGUGACCAUUGCUGCACUGCUGUUUCUUAUUCCGGUCAAUGUAUCUGGUGGAACAUUACUCAGUCUCAAGAAAGAAGUAGUGUUUACUGAUAUUGAUAAGCUUUCAAUCUCCAAUGUCAGUGCUGGUUCCCAAAGGUUCUGGAUUCAUCUGUUAAUGGAGUAUCUGUUCACAUUUUGGGCUUGUUUUAUACUUUACAAAGAAUACAGUAAUGUUGCAUUUAUGAGACUCCAUUUCCUGGCCACGCAACAACGUCGAGCUGAACAGUUCACUGUGGUAGUCAGUAACGUGCCACAUGUUUCUGGGCAUUCAAUAUCAGAGAGUGUGGAUCAGUUUUUUCAAAGGAAUCACCCUGAGCAUUAUCUUGGCCACCAGGCAGUUUACAAUGCAAAUAAAUUUGCGAGACUUAUUAGAAGAAAGGAGCGGCUUCAAAACUGGCUUGACUAUAAUCAUAUCAAAUUUGAAAAACAUCCGGAUAAGAGACCCACUAGAAUGACUGGGUUUCUUGGCCUUUGUGGUGAAAAGGUGGAUGCAAUUGACUUCUAUGCAGAGCAGAUCAGAGUUCUUGAUAAAAGUAUAACAGCUGAACGUCAGAGGGUUCUAAAAGAUUCAAAAGCUAUCAUGCCUGUGGUUUUUGUUACAUUUGAUUCAAGAUGGGCUGCUGCUGUUUGUGCACAGACACAACAAAGCAAGGACCCCACAAAGUGGUUGACUGAUUGGGCACCUGAACCCCGUGAUGUAUACUGGAGGAAUCUAGCCAUACCAUUUGUCUCCCUCAGCAUCCGGAGACUUUUGAUGUCCAUCUCUUUGUUUGCGCUGGUCUUCUUUUAUAUGAUACCUAUUGCUUUUGUGCAAUCACUUGCUAAUCUUGAGGGUUUAGAAAAAGAGGCAUCAUUUCUCAGGCCUGUUAUAGAAAUAAAGGUGAUCAAAUCUUUCUUACAAGGCUUUCUUCCUGGACUAGCCUUAAAAAUCUUCUUGUACAUCCUUCCUACAGUUCUUAUGAUUAUGUCAAAAGUGGAAGGCCACUUGUCAUUAUCGGCACUUGAAAGGAGAACAGCAUCUAAAUAUUACUAUUUUAUGUUAGUGAAUGUGUUCUUGGGAAGCAUAGUGACCGGAACAGCUUUCGAACAGCUUUACUCUUUCCUUCAUCAGUCACCUACACAGAUCCCAAGGACCAUUGGUGUAUCAAUACCCAUGAAAGCUACAUUCUUCAUAACCUUCAUCAUGGUUGAUGGUUGGGCAGGCAUUGCUAGUGAAAUUCUUCGUUUAAAGCCACUGAUUAUAUUCCUGCUCAAAAACACAUUUAUUGUGAAAACAGAAAGAGACAGGGAGAAGGCAAUGGAUCCUGGAAGCAUAAGUAUUCCAGAAACUCUUCCAACUCUCCAAUUAUAUUUUCUUCUUGGACUUGUCUAUGCAGUGGUUACUCCAAUCCUUCUUCCAUUUGUGCUAGUUUUCUUCGCAUUCGCAUAUUUUGUUUACCGGCACCAGAUAAUUAAUGUAUAUGAUCAAGAGUAUGAAAGUGCCGGUGCAUUCUGGCCACAUGUUCAUGGUCGGAUUAUCGGAAGCUUGUUGAUUUCCCAAUUACUGCUUCUUGGCCUACUCAGCACUAAGAAAGCUGCUGAUUCAACUCCUCUGCUUAUCGUCUUGCCUGUCCUGACAAUAUGGUUUCAUAAGUACUGCAAGUCCCGUUUCGAGCCUGCUUUCAGGAAAUACCCUCUAGAGGAAGCAAUGGAAAAGGACAAUAUGGAGAAAGACUCAGAAUCCAAUCUCAACCUCAAAGCCUUCUUGGCUGAUGCAUACUUACAUCCAAUAUUUCAUUCAUUUGAUAAUGAUGUUGUCGAGGCAGCAGACAUCAGAGUCGAUAAAACGCAAUCAUAUGCUGCCUCCCCUGUAAGGAGUGAAAUCACAAGAAGUGAGGCGAGCUCUCCGUCGCCGCCUCAUUAUGUCUAUCACUAUGAUAUCGAGCCUUAAACUCGAUAAAAAAGACACACCUAACCUGCGAAAUUUAGCUACUAAUCUGUCAGUGAAGUUGCUAUCUUUGUGUGCAUGGGGCCUUCAUUCAUUCAUUGCCCAUGAGUUUUAAGUGUUGAGAGUUCUUGUAAAUGUUUUCUUUUGUGGUGUUAGUGUGCAGUUAUGGUUUGGGAUUCUUCUUGUGAAUAAUUUAUAUUGUACUCACUCGAUAGUUUUUAAUGAUCAUAAAUUAUCAA
Dioscorea cayenensis subsp. rotundata (Guinea yam) is the source of this 2621-nucleotide messenger RNA. RefSeq names its product CSC1-like protein At1g32090. Bases 88 to 2385 code for a protein of 765 amino acids. Gene Ontology annotation, cellular component: plasma membrane. Lineage: Eukaryota; Viridiplantae; Streptophyta; Magnoliopsida; Dioscoreales; Dioscoreaceae. The transcript has 11 exons. Gene Ontology annotation, molecular function: calcium-activated cation channel activity. The record is from RefSeq and is a predicted model, not a curated record.